Molecule: messenger RNA, 2348 nt
Organism: Lycium barbarum (goji berry)
Lineage: Eukaryota; Viridiplantae; Streptophyta; Magnoliopsida; Solanales; Solanaceae
Exons: 2
Coding region: 921-1703 (260 amino acids)
Source: RefSeq, a predicted model, not a curated record
GGGCGGAUCUAUGUAUAUCCCAGGGUGUUCAUCCGAACCCCCUCAGUCGAAAAAUUACACUGUUUAUAUAAGGCCAAAUUUUUAUUUUAUGUGUAUAUAUUUAAUAUUGAACCCCCUCAAAACAAACGAAAGGUGCAGCUCAGUGGCGCAGGGGGUUCAAAGUUGCCCGUUACACGCGGGUUCGAACCCCAGCAGCCCCACUUGCAAUAUUUUCCUGAACAUUUUAUUUCAGCUGUUCAUUAGACAAAACGACGUAGUUUAGUAACGUUAUAUUUAAUUAAAAUAAAUGGACAAAACGACAUAGUUUUGUAGGGGACAAAUCUAAUUGGAUUAAUUGGAUUCAAAUCAACAAACCAAAUGUUUUCUUUCUCUUCUCUUCCGUCAAAGUCACCUCACCUAACACCUUUCUUUCUUUUUUUUUUUUUUGCUCAGUUUUUUUUGCUGAUUUGUUUGCCUCCGCCACUGCUCUCUGGUCUCCGUUCAUGGCUUCUUCGUCUCAACGUUCAGUGAAGAACUAUUUUACGAAAGUACCGAAAUCAAGUGUAGCUUCUUCUAGUCAACCUAACCAGGAAGCAAAUGCCAACCAUUCAGAAGUACCAUUACCUUAUUCUCCAAUGAUUCAAAAAGAUAUUGUGAGUGCUUGUAAGAUAGAAACAAUUAAAGCUAUUCUUGAGGAAUUAAAUGGUGACUACUUUUCUUUACUAGUUGAUGAGUCUUUUGAUGUGUCACGCAAGGAGCAAAUGGCUAUUGUCUUACGAUAUAUUGAUAGAAAUGGAUUUGUGAUGGAGCGGCUUCUUGACAUUGUUCAUGUUCUAGAUACUAGUGCUUUAUCUCUAAAGAGGGCAAUUAUUAAUUUACUUGCUCAACAUUCCUUAAGUCUAUCAUAUGUGCGUGGAUAAUGUUACGAUGGGGCAAGCAAUAUGCAAGGUGAGAUCAAUGGCCUUAAAAUGUUGAUUAGGCAAGAAAGUAGAUCAGCCCAUUCCAUUCAUUGUUUUGCUCAUCAACUUCAACUAACUCUUGUUGCGGUCUCAAAAAAAUGUAUUGAAGUGGGAAAACUUGUAGUGUUGGUUUCAAAUAUUUUGAAUGUAUUGGGAUCUUCUUUUAAGCGUAUGGAUGAAUUUCGAGAUUCUCAAAAAGAAAGAAUUCAAGAGGCACUAGAUUUGGGUGAGCUUACAACCGGUAGUGGCUUGAAUCAAGAACUUGAUCUUUCAAGAGCUUGUGAUACGCGUUGUGGAUCUUAUUUUAAAUCUUUCAACAAUUUUAUUCUUAUGUUUGGCUCUAUUCUUAAUGUUCUUGAAUCACUUGUUCUUGAUGCACGAUUAUUGGAUGAAAGAGCCAAGGCAAUGGGAUAUCUUGAAGCUUGUCGAACAUAUGAGGUUGCGUUCAUGUUGCAUUUGAUGAGUGAUGUUUUAGCAAUCACAAAUGAGCUUAAUAAAUGCUUACAAAAAAAGGAGCAAGAUUUGGCAAAUGCCAUGUUACUUGUUGAAGUAGCAAAAAUAAGGUUGCAAGCAUAUAGGGAUGAAGAAUGGGAUUCUCUUAUUGCUAGGGUGUCUUUGUUUUGUAUCAAGCAUAAAAUUUUGGUACCUAACUUUGUGGAGCCAUAUGUUAGCUCUUUAAGAUCACGAAGGAGACUUGGUGACAAUAAAGUCUCUCAUCAUUAUCGUGUUGAGGUAUUUUGCAAUAUUAUUGAUUGGCAACUUUAAGAACUUAAAGAUCGUUUUGGCGAAGCGACGACUGAUUUGCUUCAUGGAAUUUCUUGUUUGAAUCCAAUUGACUUGUUUUCAAGUUUUGAUAUCAAGAAAAUAUUGAAAAUGGCUAAAUUAUAUCCUGAUGACUUUAAUGAAUUCAAUAUGGGUUCUCUUGAGAAUCAACUUGCAAGUUACAUUAUUGAUGUUCGUGAUGUUGAUGAAAGGUUCUACAAUCUAAAAGGGCUUUGUGAUCUUUCAAAAAAAUUAGUUCAGACAAAGAAGCAUUCAAAUUAUCCUCUUGUAUUCCGCUUAGUGAAACUUGCUUUGCUUCUGCCGGUUGCCACUGCAUCCGUUGAAAGAGCUUUUUCAGCAAUGAAGUUUAUCAAGAAUGACUUGCGGAGUCAAAUGAGUGAUGAUUUUUUUAGCGGUUGUUUGGUGCCUUAUCUAGAAAAAGAUGUAUUUGAUAAUGUUUCUAAUGAUGCUAUUAUUAAGACAUUUCAAGAUAUGAAACCUCGUAGAGUACAAUUGUAGAACUCCAUGGUCUUGCUUGUGUAGUCUAACUUAGUUUCUUUGUUUUUGCUUCAAAAGCUCCCAAGCUUUUACUUUUGUAAUAUGGCAUCUUCAAGUUGCCUUUCUUAAUGGAAACUUCUUACUUUAUUA